AUGUUGACCGCGGGCCGGUCUUUGACUUCCUGGAUAUACCUUGCCUCGAUCAUUCUGGCUCUUUGCCCCAACGCACUCUCCAAUGCGACUGGCCAGCCACCCUCCAACACUGCGCAGGGUGCCCUUUCCACGACACUAGUGACAAGAUGUCCGGCGAAGAGUAUCCGGCAAACAGAGGCAGAGCUCUUUCACCUGCCACCAUGUCUAGAGACGCGCUGGGGACCGGGUCGCGAUAUGUACCUUGCUUCGACAUCACCCGAUCCAAGUGCGGCAGCCAACGACCCGGUCAUUGAUAGAUCUGGUGUCUCGAGCGGGACCACAGAAGAUACAGCUCGAACGACCGUAGACCAGAACGCAGAGCAGGACCAAGAUACAGACUCGCUAUUAGACAGUGCUAGUUUCCUCUCAUUUGAGGACUGGAAGAAACAGAACCUAGCGAAGGUCGGGCAAUCAGCUGAGAAUGUUGGAGGUGGCAGACGUGCCGCGACGGUUGGAAAGGAAGACCGUCGGCAGCCGGCGGGAAUCAAUAACGCUUUGGAUUCCCUCGGCGACGAUUCAGAGAUCGAGUUGGACUUUGGCGGAUUCGGUGCUGAGACGCCCGAGGCUAGUCCUACCGCUUGGGGCUCGCAUAUCCCGUCAGGCGAGGCCAGGCAGGCAGGGGGCGCGGAUAUGAGAGGCAAUGUGGAUGUUCACGGGCAAGGUGCGCUCCAGAGGGAUGCGUCGCGCCGUAAGGAUGCCGGCACUACUUGCAAGGAGCGGUUCAACUAUGCUUCCUUUGACUGCGCGGCAACGGUACUGAAGACGAAUCCUGAAUGCAAGGGCUCCUCUUCUGUACUCAUCGAGAACAAGGACAGCUAUAUGCUCAAUGAGUGUCGCGCUCAGAACAAAUUUCUCAUCCUGGAACUGUGCGAUGAUAUUUUGGUUGACACGGUUGUCCUUGCCAACUAUGAGUUCUUCAGCUCUAUCUUCCACACAUUCCGGGUUAGUGUCUCGGAUCGGUAUCCCGCGAAACCAGACCAAUGGAAAGAACUUGGGAUCUACGAGGCACGCAACACUCGUGAGGUGCAAGCUUUCGCAGUAGAAAACUCGCUGAUUUGGGCUCGAUAUCUUCGAGUUGAGUUCCUUACGCAUUAUGGGCAUGAGUUCUUUUGCCCGGUAAGCUUAAUUCGGGUGCAUGGUACCACCAUGAUGGAAGAAUACAAGCAUGGCGAGAGCUCUGAUCGCGCUGAGGUUGAGGAGUUAGAGGCCAGUGAAGCCAAUCAACUGCUCGAAGAACUGGAAAUUAAGCCUGUCGAGGUGCUAAUCGAGAAAUUCAUUCCUGCGGUGGAAUCUAGCCUUACAGAGGGUGAGAUCUGUCCAAGCCCUCUAUCAGAGGCCGCAUCCCCUUUUGCGAAACAUAACGAUACGGAUAUCUGCGACAUCAAUGAUGGGCUGUCUGCUACUACAAUUCCGUCGACGUCAGGCACAACGGAUCAGACCUAUCCACCACCAAAACAGAACUCUACUGCUGCUGUCGGAGGUAGUCCCUCCGCCACCCACGCUGGACCACCCGCUCCUCCAAAAGCCGAGGAUACCCGGAAGCAGGGUGAGCCUGCCAAAUAUGCCGUGACUGCCCCGGAUGCUUCUAGCGUAUCUCCGGAGUCCGCUCAUGACAAUGCCACAUCCGAGGCCAUCGGGAAAGCCACUACCAAUGCCAAGGAAGAGCAUAACAGUCCUCCCCCAGAGUCUACGAGGCCUACAAACACUCAACCGCCAUCUGCAAACCCCACAACCCAAGAAUCCUUCUACAAAUCCGUCCACAAGCGGCUCCAGAUGCUUGAGUCGAACUCAACCUUGUCUCUUCUCUACAUCGAAGAACAAUCCCGCAUCUUGCGUGAUGCGUUCAACAAGGUCGAGAAGCGGCAGCUAGCAAAGACAUCUACCUUCCUUGAAAACCUCAACGUAACUGUUCUCACUGGAUUAAAAGAAUUCCGCGAUCAGUAUGACCACAUCUGGAAGUCCGUUGCUCUUGAAUUUGAGCACCAGCGCAUGCAGUACCAUCAAGAAGUCCACUCCCUAAGUGGCCAGCUCGGAGUCCUCGCAGACGAACUAGUUUUCCAGAAGAGAGUCACCGUGAUCCAGAGUAUCAUGGUCCUUUGCUGCUUUGCCCUCGCCCUGUUCUCACGGGGAUCGGGAAGCAGCUACAUGGAAUUCCCUGCGGUCCAAAGAAUGGUCGCUCGGUCCUCUAGUCUGCGGUCUUCAUCUCCAAUUUUUGCCUCUCCGUCGGCUAGCCCGGGGUCGACACGCCCAACUCCGUCCUCAUACCGCGGGAACAGUGGCCAUGUUAGGAAUCUGUCUGACUCGUCUAACCAAGAUAGCGCUGCUAGUCCGACCGCGGCCUACUCCCCGCUGACUCCUACGUCCUCUUCUCUAGAAAGAGAUGUUGAGGAUACGGACAAGGUAGAAGAACCUGCGUCUCCCGGGCCCAUGUCUGUGCCUACUCUGGCAACACCACAACCCCGUUCUCAGAGUACGCCGCCUGUAUUGAACGGGCGCCCCGUUGACCUGGAUAUGACUACACCGGCUAAUGUUGACCUGGUAACCAACCCCAACAAUCCAUGGUCACCGGAGCUGUGA
Messenger RNA from Penicillium digitatum Pd1, 2616 nucleotides. Its product is annotated as Sad1/UNC domain protein. Gene Ontology annotation, cellular component: membrane; cytoplasm. Lineage: Eukaryota; Fungi; Ascomycota; Eurotiomycetes; Eurotiales; Aspergillaceae. Gene Ontology annotation, biological process: protein folding in endoplasmic reticulum. The record is from RefSeq and is a predicted model, not a curated record.